AUGACCUUUGUAUCUCAUUCACCGCUCAGGGAACUCAGAAAUAUAUAUAAUCAGUCAAACUCAUCCACCGGUCCCUGUUCAUCCGCCACAAAGGACCACAAUUCCGAAGUCACAACAGUGGAAUUCGUGCCCGGAAACGGAAAGGCAAACGAGACUACGAGUACACAAAAACCAAGACAAUAUCGCAAAGCCCGGGCCUAUUUUCAACCGCAACAUAUGAAGUGUUUAGAAACAUUUUUCCAGAGGAGUCCCUAUUUAUCCACAAAAGAUCGUGAAUUGCUUUCGAAACAGCUAAAUCUGAGUGAAGAUAGGAUCCGGACGUGGUUUCAGAAUCGUCGUAUGCGCGAGAAACGAAACCCAGAACGUUUCGGUUGUCAUGUGGCCAAGUUUCACUCCGCCGGUGCCAGCACGUCCGUACCCAAAGCACAAUAG
Molecule: messenger RNA, 432 nt
Organism: Echinostoma caproni
Lineage: Eukaryota; Metazoa; Platyhelminthes; Trematoda; Plagiorchiida; Echinostomatidae
Source: the annotation of a GenBank genome assembly